ACUAGGAUACCAGGAUAGCUCAGCCGGGGUGCGGCCGUGUUCCAGUCGUGGUCGUGCUAAAACUCAGGAUUUCAGCACUCAGACGGUGUGUUAACCGUCAGAAAGCUCCUCAGAUAUUGUUCAGGCAUUGUUGUAACUACCACAAACAUGGGACCGGGUUAGGUUGGGAAGAAUCCCAGUUAUCGGCGUCAAUAGGACGACAUUUGACGUGAGAGACUCUGUCUGAGGAGCCGCCAUAUUGAAACUGCAGCUGUUGACACACCGGAGAGUCGACAGACAGAAACAAGCCUUAACAGCGAUGACAGGUUGAACUUAAGAAGAUUGUAGCAGGACAGAAGACUCAGGAACACAUCAUACAUCCCUCUACAGCUCAGAAGUUUCUGGUUAAAGUUACGGCCCCAUCCCAUCCACCAUGUACAGAAGACUACAAGAGAUCCGUCAGUCCCAUGAGUUGUACCGUGUCCCCAACCCUCCCUCCAACCCCAAGCCAGCCAACCAUGAGUUGUACCGUGUCCCCAACCCUCCCUCCAACCCCAAGCCAGCCAACCAGGCACCACAGGAUGUCCAGCGCCAGACCCGUAAGGUCCGCAGACACCUCCGCAAGGCCCCCCAGGUCCUCGGUGUGGACAUGAACGAGGUGAUGGACUCCUGUGAAGAAGCCGACCGUCACCUGAAGGCUGGGCACAGACCUGAGUACAUACCAGCCAGAGGAUUCUCAGACAACAUGCCAAACAGAUACAUGAGAUCAUCCCCCACAGAAGAGGAGCUGGAUAGAGCCUUAGACGAGCACGCGAAGAGACUGUACCACCACAAACUGCAGACCCAGAUGUUUGGGGAGGACCUCAGUGCCUCCAAGCUGCCGUCUAAGAAGCGAGGUAAGAAAGUCCGUGCACAGGAGAAGCUCCACCAACUCGAGCAGGAGCGCCACAACGCCGUGCCCUUCAACCACGAACACCAGCUGCUCCAAUCGGUGUGCACCGAAGCCAUGUUUGGCGAGGACCUGUCCGAUAAGUCGUCAGCGACCCGUAGAGUGCCCACACAGCCCAGCCUGGUUGGAGGACGGAACCACCGCACCCACGAUAUGCAGGGAGCGGAGAAGACGCGGUACCAGGUGCAACCUGAGCCUGAUGAUCACGAUGAGGCCGUCUACAUCACCCUGGAAGAUCUGGACUUCCGCGCCAACAGACUGAAGCAAGCCGCCGACUGGGAUCUCUCCUCUGACCGGACUGCCACUAAGCUGCCAUCCCUGGCUCCACAGCGCCACCGUCUGGCUGGGAAGAGAACUGCAGCAGCCGCCACCAUCUCUGGCCGCCACUCGCUGAUGGACACAAAGCCACACAUCGUCGCAAUGUCUGACAACGCAGCAUCCAGCAACAUCUCAGGCCACUACUUGUUAAAGGACCCAAAGCCUCCUGUGGCCGCAAAGUCUGACAACGUCAUGGCAGCAGAGAAGCUGCAGACCAAGAAGCGAGCAUCCGACCGCAGGACGAGAGACAGCCGGACCCUGAAGCGGCGCUGUGAGAGUCCCAGCGGCCUCGUGCGCAGCAAACACUAAGUCCUCAGGUCGCCCUGACAUCCCUCAUAGUGUACAAUUGGUCUGUACAACUAGACACAACUAGAAAAAAGUCCCCAUUCUCUUUGGCUGGUCAGAACUCUUCCUUCUUACCUCUUUUGACUUUACAUGAAAAGCACCUGUUGAAGCUUGAAAAACAAUUUUACUGGACAACUUUCCAGUGUGAUAGAUAAAUCCAUAUUCUUUCAUAAAACAACUCUCCAUUUAUGAGCAUUUAACUUAAGAUUAAAGUUAAAGAAAACUUGUUCGACAGCAGAGCAUGCCAAGUGCCUUUUCUGAGGUGAGUAAGAAAAGGGGAACCAAACAACACAGACCUGCACAUGAGGGUAUCAGGGCCAAACCUGGCUAGAGGAAUGUCCAUGGUACAAUGUAGAGAAAUAAUCCUGUGAAUUUUCAGCCAACAGGCUAAUGCUAUGGACACUCAUAUAGGUAUUUAGUAAGAUCAAGGGUGUGUUUUCUGUUGCAGUUUUAUCACAUCUCCCUAAAGCCUGCAAUAGCAAACACUCUCUAGUUAAGUACCAGGACUUGAGGCAUUAUCAGGACUUCCAAAAUGAAACUUUUACGUGCAAUAUAUAAACAGUAGCUACUGUUGUAGACCAAACAAAG
Molecule: messenger RNA, 2179 nt
Organism: Branchiostoma floridae (Florida lancelet)
Lineage: Eukaryota; Metazoa; Chordata; Leptocardii; Amphioxiformes; Branchiostomatidae
Exons: 7
Coding region: 413-1555 (380 amino acids)
Source: RefSeq, a predicted model, not a curated record